Messenger RNA from Raphanus sativus (radish), 854 nucleotides. Its product is annotated as CLAVATA3/ESR (CLE)-related protein 40-like. The transcript is spliced from 3 exons. Bases 318 to 569 code for a protein of 83 amino acids. Lineage: Eukaryota; Viridiplantae; Streptophyta; Magnoliopsida; Brassicales; Brassicaceae. The record is from RefSeq and is a predicted model, not a curated record.
AUUAAAGAAGAGAAAGGCUACACUAAGUGCCAAAUAAGCAGCGACGUGGCCCGCGCCAAUAGCUCCACGACAUUGUACGAGAAUGAUAUUUGUCUUCACUCGGUCCAGCCUGUAAACGGUAAUCUGCGUCCGUACUGAUCAAAAGCACAUCGGUCAUCACUAUAAUGACGAAUUUGCCCAUCUGCUCUACAUCUACAGCCUGUAGAACCGCUACUUUAAAGUUUAAACCUUAUUAGACGACAACUCUUGACGUGAAGCUCGUAACUCCGUUCUCUCCACAAGAGGUUUUGUCUUUUUUUCUUCUGAAAGUGGCGGCGAUGAAAUACAAAGGAGGCGUUUUUAUCACAAUCAUCUUCUUCUUCUCCAUCGUUCUUUCUUUAUGCUCACUUGCUCACUCUUCUUCUACAAAAUCGUUCUUUUGGUUAGAAGAAAGAGAAGAUAUGAAAGCCAUGACGAAGGAGAAUGAGAUUGGUGUUGGUGUUGGAUCAGCUAAUGAAGUUGAAGAAAGACAAGUUCCGACUGGAUCUGACCCUCUUCAUCACAAACACGUUCCCUUUACUUCUCCUUAAUCAGAUAACUUAAUUGCUUCUGAAUCUUCUGUUUCACAUAACUCAUAUUAGAUUGUAACUUUUACGUUCCACUUUUUCGUUUUGUUUAUCGGUCGUCUUAAAUUAAUUUCAGAUUUGUAAUUGAUUAACUUCGUUAGUGUAAUGCCUUCACUCAUAAAAGAAAAAGGAAAAACUUCGCUAGUGUAUAACAUUUCAAUUGAUCAGGAUAACGUACCAAUCAUUUUGUCAUCUUCUGAGAAAUAUGUAGGCGAAAUACUUGUGGAUGCUGAGAAAUAUUGUCAUCUG